UUAAAGAUCUACUAAAAUCAGGUAAGAAAGGCUGUAAAAGUCUCAUUGAAUAUGCUAACUGUCCUAUUUCUCCAUGACUGAAUAUCUGUGAAUAAACUUCUUUCUCUAAAUUUUUUCAAUAAAAAAAAUCAUCCAAUUUUUCCCUAAUUGUGCAUAAAAUCCUUUUUUAUUUGUUUUACAAUUUAUUAAACAAAAAAUAUUCAAAAAGCAUUAAACUUUGCCCGUUAAAUGUGCUUUUUAGGCAAUAUAUUCUCCCCGUAAGAACUCUAUUUGUAAAAGAAAAAAUUGGGCCACAUUCUGGGUCAAUAAAAAAUGCUCAAGAAUCAGCAUAAAAAUUAAUUAAUUCCCCAUUGAGAGCUCAUCGUGAUGGGAUUUCGUGUUAAUUUAAGUAUUUUCUUACUUAUUUUCUCUGUUAAUCCCUUGUGGGGAUGGUGUUUGAAGAAUUUGGGGAUGCAGGAGGGUGACUAUGAGCUCCUGCAUUUAUCCCUCUACAAAUUCCGUGCAUUCCUCUCAAUUCGGAGUAACAGUGAGGGGCGUAUUGCUACACUCAUUGAGGCUCCAUGGCCUGAGAAUUCCCUUUCAUUUGCUACACGUCCCUUCCCGGGAAGUGUUAAUGGAGAAGGAGAGGAAGGAGUUUGUCAGGGGAUUGUUCAGAGCUGGAGAACUGCUGUGGAUACGAAGGGAAGAUUGUGGGUUGUGGAUAGAGGUGAUGCUGAUGGUGUUUGCCCACCCAAAAUUGUUAUUUUCAACCUCCGGAAAACGUGGAAAAGUGAAGUCCAUCGACAUGUCUUCACCAAUGCCACUGAGGGGCUCAUUACAUCCCUGACCAUUGAUCCUCAGCCCCAUGGAAGUUUCACACGAGCCUACCUCACUCUACGUGGGAGUAAUUGUAUUGCCGUGUAUUCACUUGAGGAGAAAAAAUUCUGGACUUUGUGCACAAAAUCCACCCCUCUGCAAUUCACGGAAACCAUCAUCUUGCCCACGGGUAUCCUCUAUCUCUACGACGGCACCCAAAAUAUCCUUCAUGCAACGGAUCUGCACACAUUGCGCAAGAAGGAAUUCCACGUCAAUGAGGCAUUUCUCAUUCAAACUGUUCCUAUUGGGAAUCUCUUGGGACACGCUCGUUCCCUCCUCAUUGAUACCCAAAAUUCCCUUUACUACAUCAUCCCCCGCUUUGGGGCUGUUGUUAAAUGGAAUAUAGAGUAAGUUUGUAAAAAGAAAAAAAUAAGAAGAAGACUCACAAAAAAAACUCUUCCACAGAAAAGAUCUCAUUGCGGAAAAUCAGGAAAUCCUUCAUAUUCAAUCCCCGGAG
This is a messenger RNA of Lutzomyia longipalpis, 1312 nucleotides long. RefSeq lists its product as uncharacterized. The coding region runs from base 367 to 1206 and encodes 279 amino acids. NCBI's taxonomy places the organism in Eukaryota, Metazoa, Arthropoda, Insecta, Diptera, Psychodidae. The transcript has a single exon. The record is from RefSeq and is a predicted model, not a curated record.